AUAAUUGUACGCUGGGUGCCAACAAAGACCUCAGAAAAAAAAAAUAAAUAAAAGGAAGGAUUUGCAGAAUUUUCUCGCGCGUGUUUUUUACUUUUCAUAGUUCUGUUUGGUUCCCGAGAAAAUGCAAGACCCUGCUAUUACGCUAUUUGGAAAGAAAAUCCAACUGCCUGCUGAUGGAGAGAUUCCUACACUCUCCGGUGAUGAUUCGGAUUCUCCUAUCACCAUUGGUUUGGAGAAGGAGAUGAGUGGGAGAGAUGGCGAAGAAGAGGAAAAGCUAGACAAGGAUUCCUUAACGCAGAAAGCCAUUAGUGCCCCACAACAAGAUGAUACUAAACCAGUGAAUAAAGAGGAGAGUACAACUACUGAAAGCUUGCCGGAGUCGGGUGUGAACCCAGAAACACAAUCCGUAGAUGAAGAAACUGGAAAAUCAAAGACUGCCAAGGCUGAGAAAGCAAAAAAUGAUUUGAGUAAUUCACAGGAGAAAACACUGAAGAAGCCAGAUAAAAUUCUACCAUGUCCUCGAUGCAAUAGCAUGGAUACAAAGUUUUGUUAUUACAACAACUACAAUAUCAACCAACCACGGCAUUUCUGCAAAGCCUGUCAAAGAUACUGGACUGCAGGUGGUACUAUGAGGAAUGUGCCAGUGGGAGCUGGGCGGCGCAAGAAUAAGAAUUCUUCCUCACAUUACCGACACAUCACCAUCUCAGAGGCUCUUCAAGCAGCACGAAUUGAUGUUCCAAAUGGUGUUAACCAACAUGCAUUGAAAAGCAAUGGCAGGGUGCUCAGCUUUGGCCUGGACGCACCAAUUUGUGAUUCAAUGGCCUCUGUUUUAAAGCUUAGGAAUAAAAAAACUUUGAAUGGUGGACGGAAUGGUUUUAGCAAUGUUGAAGAACAAAAGAUUCCAGGUCCUUGCAGAGGUGGAGAAAAUGGUGAUGAUUGCUCAAGUGGAUCAUCAAUAACAGUUUCAAAUUCAAUGGAAGAAGGAGGCAGAAAUUGUGCACAAGAACCAUUGAUGAGGAGCAUUAAUGGCUUCCCGUCCUCAAUUCCAUGUCUCCCUGGUGUUCCUUGGCCUUAUCCGUGGAAUUCUAUACCCCCACCGGGCUUCUGCCCUUCAGGUUAUCCCAUGUCAUUCUACCCUACAGGUUAUUGGAAUUGUGCUAUACCAGGAGCUUGGAAUGCUCCCUGGUUGUCUCCCCAGCCAUCUACCACAUGCUCAAACCAAAAUGGUCCAAGCUCUCCACUAGGAAAGCAUUCAAGAGAGGGAGAGACACUUAAACGAGAUGAAUUGGAGAAAGAAGAGCCUCCAAAACAAAAGAAUGGCUCCGUUUUGGUGCCAAAGACUUUAAGGAUCGACGAUCCCACUGAAGCUGCAAAGAGUUCCAUAUGGGCAACUCUUGGGAUAAAGAAUGAAUCACUUAGCAGGGGAGGGUUGUUCAAGGCCUUCCAGCCGAAGAAAAACGAGAAGAAUCACGUGGCAGAAGCCUCUCCAGUAUUAUGUGCAAACCCUGCAGCCUUGUCUAGAUCACUAAAAUUUCACGAGAGCUCUUAAAACGGUUGGAUACAGUCUAGAUGUUGGUUAAGUAGGCCGGAAGAGCAACAUCCAGAUUCAACCUGUUGGAGUGAGUUUUGCUAGUUACCCUCUGGAUCACUUUGAUUCACUGGCCUCACGACAGAACAGCCUGCUAAGAUUGACUGAAUGAACAGACCAAGGAGCUCAAAUUUCUUGUUCUCAUUGCAAUUAGAGAAAAGUAAAAUAAUUGUUAUUUUGUAACAGUACGAAAAGGUGUCAGUUUCUUUACUUAGUUUCCUGAGUUGUGUUCAUGUACAUAUGUUUACAUAUAUAUAUAUAUAUAUGUGAAAUACUAUUAUAAAGUUGGGAAAAUAUCUUGUUUCUACCGUA
This is a messenger RNA of Carica papaya (papaya), 1900 nucleotides long. It is a transcript of the gene CDF3, whose product is annotated as cycling DOF factor 3. Gene Ontology annotation, molecular function: DNA-binding transcription factor activity; DNA binding. Gene Ontology annotation, biological process: regulation of DNA-templated transcription. Lineage: Eukaryota; Viridiplantae; Streptophyta; Magnoliopsida; Brassicales; Caricaceae. The record is from RefSeq and is a predicted model, not a curated record.